This is a messenger RNA of Acanthosepion pharaonis, 813 nucleotides long. Lineage: Eukaryota; Metazoa; Mollusca; Cephalopoda; Sepiida; Sepiidae. The record is from the annotation of a GenBank genome assembly.
AUGCGCUUUCUUCCGUAUUCCGGAUAUCGGAACACCGGUUUCGUUUUGAUAUUACAUAAUGUACAACUACAUUCUCUAGUCUCUUUCUCUCUCUUUUUCUCUUCUUUUCUUUUCUCCUCUCUUUUACAGGUUUUCUUCUUUUUCUAUUUUUUCUUGCGUAUCUAUCUAUCUAUCUAUCUAUCUAUCUAUCUAUCUAUCUAUCUAUCUAUCUAUCUUUUACAGGUUUUCUUCUUUUUCUCUUUUUCCUUGGAUUCCCUCCCUAAUUUCAGUAUCUAUCUAUCUAUCUAUCUAUCUAUCUAUCUAUCUAUCUAUCUAUCUAUCUAUCUAUCUAUCUUCUCUUUCUCCUUUAGACAUUCUUUAGUCUCUCUCUCUCUCUCUUUCUCUUUUCUUUUCUCCUCUCUUUUACAGGUUUUCUUCUUUUUCUCUUUUUUCUUGCGUUUUCAUCAUUUUUCAUUUUUUUUAUUUAAGAUUUCAUUCCUAAUUUCAGUAUCUAUCUAUCUAUCUAUCUAUCUAUCUAUCUAUCUCAAUUCCCUUCUUAAUUUCAGUAUCUAUCUAUCUAUCUAUCUAUCUAUCUAUCUAUCUUCUCUUUAUUUUAAUCCUCAGUUUUUCUUUUCUCCAUUCUUCCUUUUUUUACUUCUUUCUUUCUUCUUUGCUUUUUUCCUUUUUCUCUUUUUUUUUCAUUCUUUUAUUUUCAUGGUUUCUUUUUUCUUUCUGUCUUUCUUUAUUUUUCACUUUCCAUUUUAUUUCUCAAACUUUUUUUUCCGAUUUUUAUUUCUCAUUUAUUCUUCUGCCCGAAGUCACAAGUCUUCGUGA